GCUGCGGUUCCUUUGAUCAGUCGAGGAAGUGCCAGUGUGAUUCCAUGUGCGUCUACUACGGGAGCUGCUGCGACGACUUCGACAAAACGUGCAGCAUAAAAACGGUACGCGGCGACACUUUCGAGGAAUACGAAGGGAACCAAACCACGUCGGCGCCGACCGCGGCGCCGACUUUGGCCGCGUCGCUCGCCGCCUCCGAAGAGUCUGCGCCCGUGCGGGCUACGACGACCGUUCAGCCGCCGACGCCCGUGCGGCCCACGACGCCCGCGGACCGAGACGCCGACGCCUGUUCCGAAAGGCCCUUCGACGCCUUCCUGCAGCUGAAGAACGGAUCUGUGUACGCCUUCAGAGGCGAGUAUUUCUUCCAGCUGGACGACACGUCGGUGCUCCCCGGUUAUCCCAAACUGAUCCAGGACGUGUGGGGCAUGCCGGGGCCCGUGGACGCCGCCUUCACGCGCAUCAACUGCCACGGGAAGUCCUACAUUUUUAAGGGAAGGAGGUACUGGCGCUUUGACGGCGACGUCCUGGACGACGGCUUCCCCAGGGACAUUUCCGAGGGCUUCGACGGCAUCCCGGACGACCUCCACGCCGCCUUUGCCGUGCCUGCAGCCAAUCACCUCGGCAAAGAGAAGGCCUACUUCUUUAAAGACGAUCGCUACUACGUGUACAAGUUCCUCCGGCAGCCGUCACACGCCGACUGCGUCCAGACGACGCGCUCGUCGCCCUCGCUGGUGUUCUCGCGCUACGCUGACCUCUUCUGCCAGCAGGAUUUGGACGGCCUCUUCGCCGAUCUCUUCGGGACUACAGGUCAGGUGCCCGCAAGUCGCCCCCCCCCCCCCUCGCCAUAUCCUCUCCAUCUUCAUCGUUCUCUUUCAGCCGGCAGCCACUCUUCUGGACCGCACCGCAUCGCCGAGAACUGGGCGGGCGUCGCCCCCCCGGUGGACGCAGCCAUGGCGGGCCGUGUCUUCCUGAGCCCCAGACCGGCGCCGCCGCCCGCCAAGAGUCCAAACUCGCGCAGGUGGAGGAAGCCCAGCAGGAAGAACCGACGACGGCAAAGUCGACAAACGUUUUUCGACGACAUCUGGAGCGAUUUUUUGGAUUUCGGCGGAACGUCGACGGAGGAGACCGUCGCCGCGACCGCGCCGGCACGGGCGGACUCUCCGGUCGUCAAGCCCGUUCAAUACGUCUACUUCUUCAAGAGAGAUAAAUACUACCGAGUGGACCUGCGGAGUAAGCGCGUGGCGCCCGCCGCGCCGCCUUACCCGCGAUCCGUCGCCAAGUUCUGGCUGGGCUGCCGGCAGGAAGACGUUCCUGACAACUCGCGCGGCGAGAGGAGAUGAACAAAGGCAAGACGCGGCGGCUGCGCCAAAGUCUCAUUCACGCGAAGUCAAAAAUGAACUUAAUCCAACUUUUCACCGUAUCAGAAGUCUGCGGGGCGAAGACCGCCAGCGCGGACGGAGUCGGAGUGUGCGCGCAACUGCGCCCCCUGCCGGCUAAAGUCAUCCUCACUUGCGAGCCUGCAAAAUAAAUCGAACUAAUUCGAGCCACCUGCCACAAGAAUGUAACACGAGCUGACUUUUUGUCUCUCUCUCUGUGCACUUCUUCAAUUGAUCAAGUCAGUUCUGUAGUUUUAUUAUUAACGCAUAAAAUCAUAAAUCAUUUACCUGUCAUUUCAAGACUUUCUUUCUGAUGACUCAGACGUUCAUCUUUUCAUGUUCAGUCCUGCUUGUUAAUUAGUGUUGACCGUUGUGCCUCGGUUGGAACCAUCCAUACAUUUUCUUAGCCGCUUAUCCUCACAAGGGUCGCGGGGAGUGCCGGCGGUCAAAGGGCAGGAGUCAUGCUACACACCCUGAACUGGUUGUUAGCCAAUCGCGGGGCACACGGAGACAGACAGCUGCACUCACAAGCACCUAUGGGCAAUUUUUUUGACUGUUGCAUGAUUUUGGGAUGUGGGAGGAAACCAGAGUGUCCACCCGGAGAAAACCCACGCAGGCACCGGGGAGAACAUGCAAACUCCACACAGGCAGGGUCCGGGAUUGAACCCGGGACCUCACAACUGCGAGGCCAACGCCACCGUGCCGUCCCGAUUGGAAACAAUCCAUGACAAAUCAUGAGAAAUAAACAGGAACCGCAGGGAUUCGAACCCAGGCUCUCCUAUAUACCAGGCAGGUGCUUUGACCAAAAAUGUCGUGAUCUGACGAGAAAUAAUGUUGCGUACUGCUUGUGAUAAACUCGUUAUCCACCGGCGGGACCCGCACCGCAGUUUGACUACCCCCGGACGAGGACAUAAUCGGAGGUCGGUAAAUUUGAGGCAUGCCGGUGGAACCCGCUCGCCACGCUCUCACGCAUCUUGGACCACCUCACCCGUCGAACAUUAACCGCGCACAUAAUCGCUCCCGAUAAGACAGAAGCCGCCCGGUUUAUGUGAACGGCGGCCGCUUGACCUGUGACCCCUAACGUGCGAACAAAGUCCGCGAACGAAGCGACGCGGCUGGAGAGAUCUUUUCCCCGACUGUUGACCCGAAAGCGGCACGACGACGACACUUUGAAUAAACUAAACCAAAUGAACCAAAAUAAUUAUUAUUAUGAAUUUUUUAAAUGAAUUACUUAUCAAUGAAUAACACUAACCCGAAUUAAAUGAAAGCUUUGAAAUCAAAACAGCGGACUUUUUUUUUUCUUGCAGUUUUUUUAUGCUGCACGGGAGCUCUGCAUUCAUAAAGUUGCCAGGAUCUACCGGAAAUCACCCCCCAACUAGUUUUCCUCGCUAUUGUUUUCAAAUUUGUAUUCUGAUGCAGAAUAGUC
Messenger RNA from Syngnathoides biaculeatus (alligator pipefish), 2802 nucleotides. It is a transcript of the gene vtnb, whose product is annotated as vitronectin b. Lineage: Eukaryota; Metazoa; Chordata; Actinopteri; Syngnathiformes; Syngnathidae. Gene Ontology annotation, biological process: cell-matrix adhesion; cell adhesion mediated by integrin. The transcript has 6 exons. The coding region runs from base 45 to 1340 and encodes 431 amino acids. Gene Ontology annotation, molecular function: extracellular matrix binding. The record is from RefSeq and is a predicted model, not a curated record.